Messenger RNA from Scutellospora calospora, 385 nucleotides. The record is from the annotation of a GenBank genome assembly. Lineage: Eukaryota; Fungi; Glomeromycota; Glomeromycetes; Diversisporales; Gigasporaceae.
UCAUGAAAUAACUCAAACUGAUUCUAGUAUAAAUGAAGGUUCAGAAAAUCUAGAUUCUGGUUCUAAAAGCUUUAUUAAUGAACUCCAAUAUGAAAAUAAAGGGAAUGAGUAUGAUAAUCAAGAUGAUAAUAGUCAAAAAGUAUUACGUUACGACCUAGAUAAAAUGCAAGAAGUUAUAGCAAAAAUAUUUGAAGAAGCAGAAGCACAGAAUGAAUCUAUAAAAUUCAUAUACAAAAUUGAAAUAGACCAAAAUAUUCUUUCUACUGUUUCUUUGACUAAGCUUGAUUUAGAUAGUAAUGAUCUAAAAACAAUUGAGAAUAGAUUUCUUCAACUUGCUCAUGCAUUUAUUGUGCUACUUGAGUUAGGAUCUGACUAUUAUUGGAAG